GGCCCCAUCACCUGAUCUCUAUUUGAAUACUGCUGCGCCCCGAGCCGCCGCCGCCGCCCCCCGUGUUGUUAUUGUCUGACAUUGGACCGUCGCUGCCGCGGGACGAACCUCCACAAACCCGAACCCGGCCGGCGCCGCCGAAAAUGUCCCCGUUGCCGAAGCCGUUCGCGGUGAGCGAAGGACCGCGCGAGGGCUGCGGCGUCCGGAGGGGACGCGCCCGCUCCGCGCUCUAUCAGCAGCGUCCGUCCGCCGCUGUCACCGCGACGGCGCCGCGCUCUCUGCCGGCCCAGCAGACGUCGCACGCGGCCAGGAGAAACCUCGCAGCCGCCUCGGUCGGCGGGAGGAAAAUCACGCAUCCCGGGAAGGCCAUUCUCGCAGGUGGGAUCGCAGGCGGCAUAGAGAUCUGUAUCACCUUCCCCACAGAGUAUGUCAAGACCCAGCUGCAGCUGGAUGGGAGAGCCAACCCGCCGAGAUACAGAGGAAUCGGUGACUGCGUGAAGUUGACAGUGCAAGAUCACGGGCUGAGAGGGUUGUACCGAGGCCUUAGCUCCCUGCUCUAUGGAUCCAUACCCAAGUCUGCAGUGAGGUUCGGCACGUUUGAGAUGCUCAGCAACCCCAUGCGAGACGCCACAGGGCGGCUCGACAACACCAGCAGCCUGCUGUGCGGUUUGGGAGCAGGCAUAGCGGAAGCCGUCGUGGUCGUGUGUCCCAUGGAGACGCUUAAGGUGAAGAUGAUCCACGACCAGUGUUCCCUCAGACCUCGCUACAGAGGCUUCUUUCACGGAGUCAGUGAGAUCAUCAGAGAACAGGGUGUGAGGGGGACAUAUCAAGGUCUGACAGCAACCGUGCUAAAGCAAGGGACCAAUCAGGCCAUCCGAUUCUACGUAAUGAACACGCUGCGCAAUUGGUACAAAGGGGACGACCCCAGACGAGACAUGCCGCCUAUCGUCACGGCGACUUUUGGAGCCACGGCGGGAGCUGCCAGUGUUUUUGGAAAUACACCUCUGGAUGUGGUGAAGACCAGGAUGCAGGGAUUGGAGGCGCACCGCUACAAAAACACAGUGGAUUGUGCCUUUCAGAUCUUGAAGCAGGAAGGCCCGCAGGCGUUCUACAAAGGAACCGUUCCCAGGCUGGGCCGCGUGUGCUUGGACGUGGCCAUAGUCUUCGUCAUCUACGAGGAGGUGGUCAAACUACUCAACAACGUGUGGAAGACCCAGUAGAGCGCCGACUCUCCGUCCCGAGCAGACGAGCCGUCACCACGACCUGUUUCCACUCUGUCACACCAGGCAAAGGCAGGACGCGUCCUAAAAACAGCGAUAACGGAAAGGGGAGUGGCUGCUUGCCCUUUGGCAUCUUACCGCUC
Gasterosteus aculeatus aculeatus (three-spined stickleback) is the source of this 1363-nucleotide messenger RNA. RefSeq names its product solute carrier family 25 member 1a (gene slc25a1a). Gene Ontology annotation, molecular function: citrate secondary active transmembrane transporter activity. Gene Ontology annotation, biological process: mitochondrial citrate transmembrane transport. The record is from RefSeq and is a predicted model, not a curated record. NCBI's taxonomy places the organism in Eukaryota, Metazoa, Chordata, Actinopteri, Perciformes, Gasterosteidae. Gene Ontology annotation, cellular component: mitochondrion.